Messenger RNA from Syngnathus typhle (broad-nosed pipefish), 1739 nucleotides. Its product is annotated as dual specificity phosphatase 29-like. The record is from RefSeq and is a predicted model, not a curated record. Gene Ontology annotation, molecular function: protein tyrosine/serine/threonine phosphatase activity; MAP kinase phosphatase activity. NCBI's taxonomy places the organism in Eukaryota, Metazoa, Chordata, Actinopteri, Syngnathiformes, Syngnathidae. The coding region runs from base 155 to 790 and encodes 211 amino acids. The transcript is spliced from 4 exons. Gene Ontology annotation, biological process: negative regulation of MAPK cascade; protein dephosphorylation. Gene Ontology annotation, cellular component: cytoplasm.
CUGAUGGGGAGUCACGGCAGGCAGCGGCCUAAAAAUAUCACGUGAAACACAAAGAGAGAAAGGUUAGCAGGUGUCUUUAUGCCGAUUGGGAAGGAAGACAAGUCCUGCUUGGAAACGGAUCAGAUAUUUUGGACAACUAUAUGACAAGUGAAUCAUGUCCUCCGGUACAGUAAAAACAAGAGGAAAGAACCCCUACACAGCUUUUCAAGUGGACCCAAACAGUGAUUACAUCACACCCGGUACCCUAGAUCUGGAGCAGCUUUUCUGGACCGGCACAAGCGUUCAAUAUGCACACUUCAAUCAAGUCUGGCCCAAUGUCUUCAUUGGGGAUGAAAAGACGGCUCUGGAGCGACCUGGUCUGAAGAAAUUGGGUAUCACGCAUGUGUUGAAUGCUGCAGAGGGGAAGUACAACAAUGUGCUGACUGGCGCAGAGUACUACACAGACAUGAACAUCCAAUAUUUUGGAGUGGAGGCCGACGACAAACCCACGUUUGACAUCUCCCAGUUCUUCUGCCCGGCGACACAGUUCAUCAGCGAGGCACUGAGACAACCACAGAACAAGGUGCUGGUGCACUGCGUGAUGGGUCGCAGCAGGUCAGCGUCACUGGUUUUGGCCUACCUGAUGAUGGAGCAAGGCUUAACUGUGGUGGACGCCAUCGAGCAUGUGAAACAACGCCGUUGCGUCCUGCCCAACCACGGUUUCCUCAAGCAGCUCAGAGCUCUGGACAUCACAUUGCAAGAACAGAAAUUGGGACUAAAAGAGCUAAUGACAGAAGAUCAACAGUCUUAAUUGGGAUCCGAUUUCAAAAUAAUUGAAUAUAAAUAUCAUGAAUAUAAAUAAGAAGGAGCAUAUGAGGUUGAGACUUCAUUGUGAGUACUGUGAAGAAAACAAUGAAAUGUCUUGAUGCAUCUCAAGUACAUUUUAAAGUGUUAUUAGCAAGGCAAAGUAAAACAAAAACUGUUGAAGAAAAAUGGGGGGUAUCCAACACUUUAUUUUUUCAUUUUCUUUAUCCACAUGAACAUGAAAAGCUGAACAAAACCCGACUUAAAACUAAUUACAGGUAAAAACCACAACUAAAAACAAAAUAAACAUCAGGUUUAAUGAAAAAUACAAAACUAUUAUAAUCCUAAUCAAAAUGUACAUACAAUAGAAUUAGCAUUGUUGCAUAAAGUCAUAAAGUCUGUUCAAAUAGAAGGUGAGAACUUCAUGUAUCACAGCUCAUCUCCCCAACACACUUGGAAUUCUCAAUAGACUCUUCGGCAACUGACUGAGCAGGCAGUAAGAUUAGGUGUGGGUUCCUGUGUGCUUGAUUAGGCUUACCCUGUGAGAGAAUGCUUGACCACAAACUGAGCAUGAAAAAGGUUUCUCACCAGUGUGAGUUCUUGUAUGAUUUAUUAAGUUUACCUUCCUUAAAAAUCUUUUCCCACAAACUGAGCAUGAGAAAGGUUUCUCACCAGUGUGGAUUCUUGUGUGCCUUUUUAAGUAUCGAUUCAGAGAGAAUAUUUGGCCACAAACUGAGCAUGUAAAAGGUUUCUCACCAGUGUGGAUUGUUGUGUGCCUUUUUAAGUUUACCUUCACUGAAAAUCUUUUCCUACAAACUGAGCAUGAAAAUGGUUUCUCAUUAGUGUGGAUUCUUGUGUGCAAUUUUAAGUGUGUACUCCGUAUAAAUCUUUUCCCACAAACUGAGCAUGAAAAAGGUUUCUCACCAGUGUGGAUCCUUGUAUGAGAUUUCAAGUGU